AGCGAGGAAGACCUGGGAACUCAAAAGGCUAGCACAGCGGGACGAACCGCGACGGGCACAAAAGUCGUCAUGGCUUUGUCGCACAGUAGCGACGAGGGUAGCGAGAUGUGCUUGAGGCCAGCGGAUCCGGGCCACCGCUGGGGACCGGGCCAAGGUGGUGGUGACCCGGUAGCAGCCCCAGUAGCAUCAGCAACCGCACCAGCUGGUGUCACUGACGAUGACAGUGAUGACGGCCGAAUACAAUGGGAUGAGGAUGACGAGGAUAGUGAUGGUGUUGAAGAUGGCCCCGCAGAGCAGUCUUCAGGCACUCGGUCAGUGGCUCAGAGGUCGAGCAACCAGCCACGACAAGCGAGAGGAGAAGCCAGGGAGAACAACAGCAGCAACAACAAGAACCGUAAAAAGAAAACACCCAAGCAUCAGCAGCAGCAGCAGCAACCGUCGGCAGUAUCAGACCUCAUCUUCUCCUCGGCGCAGUCCGCGGGCCACCAGUUCAACCACAUCCUCUCGGCCCUGAAAAAGUCCAACCUGAGCAUGCACAACCGGCUGCGGUCCGUCCAGGCCGACGCGGCGUUCGUGCAGAGAGUGCAGAAGGCGUACUUUUAUGACCCUCCGGCGGAGGCCGCCCCCCGUGAUCCCCCGGCGUCUUCUGUGCUUGAACCACAAGUCAUGCCACCGCGAACACGAGCGAAGGCUCGUCAUCACCCACGGCCACUGAUAGCCAACGAGCGCUGUGGGAGCUGGUACAUCCCGCCCAGCCUGAAGCAAGGGUCUGCGUACUUCAAGAGCACGGACGGGCACUUUGGCAUCUGGGGGUUCAGCACGAGGCGGCUGAACCUGCAGCUCCUGAAGCUCAUCGGGGAGAAUGACGGAUGCAUCAUUGUCGACAGCACGCGCCGGGGCAAGAGGAUGCCCGACGCGCUGAGCAAGACGGUGCCGAUGUGGUGCUGCGUUGUCAACUGUGUGCUUCUCCCGGAGGGGAUGCCGGCGAGGGAAGAAGGAGGAGGAGGACGAAGAGGAGAACGAAAGGAUGUGGAGGAUGAGCGAGCCGGUGGUGGUGGUGGCGGUGGCUGUCCACAUAAGUUGUACACGCCGCCGAACGCGGUGUCCGAGUCUGAACACGCACAGAUGGAGGCGAGGGUGCCUGAGCACGUCGAGGCUUUCAAGCGGCUGGGGCUUGAUCUUGAGCCGUAUAGGAAGAUGCUGAAGAAGCCGCUGCGGCCGAUGUGGGUUACUCAGGAGUCGCACCUCGACGUUGCCGAUGAGGAGGAGCAGGAGGAGGACUGCGACACCGACGGCGAGAAUAAGAGCUAUGGAGAUGACGAAAAUGGAAGAGAGCAGACGCAGGAAGGGAGAACAAGCAUAAAGGGCGUCACGGUAUUUGAGGAUUUCCACCCCGUCAUCUGCUGCACAAGCUCGAGGAGGGUGGUAGGCGGUGAGAUGAGCGAGGGCGGAUACAUCCAAGGCGCGGGCGACGACACGGAGAACUGGGCAUUCGGCCUGACGCCCCCCAUCUUCUGGGCCAACGCCGACCUCCUGCUCUCCACGCCCGAGGCAGACCUGCCAGGCCUGGUCCGUCAACUCGUCGACCAGGCCAAAGCAACACCGACUCCCCAACCAGGACAGUCGAGCUCGUCACAGCCUUCUUCACCACCAUCAUCAUCGCCACAAGCAGCCACAUCCGCAUCACUCCUAUCAAAACACCAACAAGUCGCCCCAGGGAUAUUCGUCGCCCGGACAGCCGAUAUCGACGCCUCCAUGAUAUCAUCGUCACCGCCAUUAUCACAGGAUACUCCGACACGGCAAGAAGUAUGCACAAUCAUCAUAAACCAGUCCACCGCCACAGACCCGAGCACAUGGCCAAAGUCCUCCACGCACAUGGACGUCGGGGUCGGCGGGAAGCAGAGCAAGAUCGCGAGCCGGAACCUGCGCGCCGCGCUGCCGCAGAUUGCCGAGUUCGUGGGCGCGCAUCUCGAGCAGGCGCUGCUGGGGAUGGAGAGCCCGGGACUGCCUCAGCCGCCGCCGACGCAGGGGGACGGAACAAUGUCGCCAGUCGAGGCGGCCGCCGCCGCCGCGAGUACAGACAACAAUAACAAUAACCACAACAAUAGCAGCAGCAGUAAUGGACCAAAUAUCCUGAUUGCCUGCGACUCGGGCAGAGAUCUCUCCAUCGGCGUCGCACUGGCCUUGGUCUGUCAGCACUGCUGCACCACCAGCACAAGCGGCGGCGGCGGCACCGGCACACUGACGUUCCGCCCGCGCAAGGACGCUCCCGACGGCGUCAACAAGACGCUCAUAAAGUCCCGCCUGGGCCACAUCAUGGCUCUGUUCCCGGACGCGAACCCGAGCCGGGCGACCCUGCAGAGCGUGAACAGCUACCUGAUGGGUUAGAUUUGUCUGCCCACGCACGCUGGGGGUCACUUUGGACCUGUAUGAGGCCAGGUCUUUUCUUGGAGAGCGGCACCGGCUUGAUCCGGGGCGAUUGAGAAUUCCAGCCCCAUCCGGUGCGUAGUAUCGUGCUCGGCGCUUGUAAGAGUAAAGAAAGAAAAAGUAUGGGAGGAAAGGUAGUCAUGGACCGCAGCGAAGGCUUGUGUGGGGAGGGAGGUUAUGCCUCUCCUCCAAAAGUGCUAUCAUUCAUACAUUUCCUUUUCGAUAUGCAACAAAGAACUGAGUGUCGAAACUGUAGUCCCAUGACACAUUACCAUCUUGGGGAAAAAAAGCACUGCUGUCCUGUCACUGUUGUGCCACAUGCAUGUUCAUUCACAUGAGUAAAGAGAAGC
This is a messenger RNA of Microdochium trichocladiopsis, 2777 nucleotides long. Its product is annotated as initiator tRNA phosphoribosyl transferase-domain-containing protein. The coding region runs from base 70 to 2388 and encodes 772 amino acids. The transcript is spliced from 2 exons. Lineage: Eukaryota; Fungi; Ascomycota; Sordariomycetes; Xylariales; Microdochiaceae. Gene Ontology annotation, cellular component: cytoplasm. The record is from RefSeq and is a predicted model, not a curated record. Gene Ontology annotation, molecular function: tRNA adenosine(64)-2'-O-ribosylphosphate transferase activity. Gene Ontology annotation, biological process: charged-tRNA amino acid modification.